AUGGCGACCUCCAAGCCCGUGCUGUUCAUGGACGCGAAGACUCCUGUCAACUUCCGAGGCAAACGACAACGGCAGGAAGUGCGCGCUCUAGCCUUGCGUGCAGCCUCCUUCUCCCGACCGAACAGGAAGAAGAAGAACCCCAAGGGCCGUGAGGAUUCAGCAUCCUCAUCACGCCGGCAGCGGUGUCCGUUGCAAGGGACGCUGCCCACAGACGCGACCCAGCCGUCAGAUCAGAGAGUUCGACACUGCUGCUUCUGUGGCCGACCUCUGGAACCAAGUCCGAAGGACCUCUGCCUCGUGUCUGGCAACGUCCAGCCCGCCGCGCCAUGGCAUCAGAUAUGUAGAGGACAUUCUCCUGCAGACGCCUCGACGUCUGUUGUAGCACGUCUUCAUAUACGCGGACCUCGGCCGGACACAGCGUGCGACCCCUUCGACUCCACGCCCCUUGCAAUCACAGCCGACGAUCACGACGUCUUGAACUAUAUCAAAUCAUUCACCUUUGCUGUCAACUGGCCUGACGAGCUCGAAGCUUGUCGUGAAGGUCACAGCCUGUACAAUGCUCAUCUAUUGAUGUACAGGAGGUACUUCACCCACCCAGCCCCCAUGAGCGGACUCCUCUCGUACGCCUACAAUCUUAUGGCCCUUGCACAGCCGGAGAGGGCAGCAUACCAUCGACAGAUAUCCAUGAAGUACUCGCUGCAGUGCUUCAAGUUCCUGCGAGACUUGAUCGACACGUUGGACAACUCAGAUGAGCAGCUGAUGGUCAUCGUGCAGACGAUCUUCCCCCUCGCGAUCGCUGAAUACUCGGAGUCCAUCCGGAUGGGCGGUGACCGGAGCCUACAGCAUCGAGGUGCGCUGCUGCGUCUGAUUCAGCUCUUGGGCGGCCCGCAACGACUCCCCUUGGUGUACAGGGAACUCUUUGUGAACUUCUUUGCCAAAUCCGCCAUCGUGAGAGACACAGCCACCGAGAUCGAUCCCGCAGCAUGGGAUCCCGGUCCAUGGCAAGGGCAGCUCAGCGAUACUGUCCCUUCUCUGUCAUCUGAACUGAGUCCGCCCAGCAAGCCCAUGGCCGACACUUCUGAUAGCCUGUCGGAGAUCCUGGCGGGUCUGCGCGAACUGGCGGCCGUCGCGAAUAUAAAACGGCGCGGCAGGUGGUCAGAUGACGAUCACUUGAGCCCUGUCUUCCGUUGGACCUAUCUGCGCAGCAUGGCCUUGAAGAUGCGGCUGUGGAACUUCCUCCACCCACCCGGAUGGCGAUCAUUAUCAGACUCUUUGGGCUCAGACACCAAACCCCACCACCAAAUCUUCCACUAUCAAUCCGUUGAGGACUAUACACGGGUAUCACGGGAGUUCUGUCUGUGUCUUGCAGCACAACUGUUCAUCUACCUCAGUCUGGAGACCUGCCCCGUCAGGCAUCCAACGUACUCUGCGCCCACUCAAUAUGCAGACAUGCUGGAACGGAGCGAGAUCCUCGACACGCUGCUUUUUGGGUACGCCGAAGGAUGCGGGACGAUCAGAUCUCUGGGGGUAUGCGGCCUGGAUGCCACAACCAUGGGAGAGGAACAAGGGCAAGCCCAAGCACGGGAUCUUUUGUGGAUCGUGGCAAUUGGGGCGUGUUUCGAAGAGGACGCGUCUAGACAAAUGCCUCACAAUCUGAUUCCCGGGUUGGCCCCGACGGCCAAGGCAGCUGGUUUUUGGGAUGAGAAAGAAUGGAAGGUUCCCCUGUGUGUGGACGACGGAGAUGACAGUGGCAGCGGCAGCACACAUCAAACGGCACGGUGGUGCUUCUCUCUGCAUUUUGGAGGACUGGCCAGACGGCUUGGGUAUCUACAGUUCACUCAUGUCAAGGAGCUGUUCUCCCGGAGUUACGUCUACGAUGAAAUGAUCAUGGAGGAGACCUUGAACAGAUUGUUCGCUGUCGGUCUGUCUACUUGA
This is a messenger RNA of Cladophialophora carrionii CBS 160.54, 1935 nucleotides long. RefSeq lists its product as uncharacterized. The transcript has 2 exons. The coding region runs from base 1 to 1935 and encodes 644 amino acids. NCBI's taxonomy places the organism in Eukaryota, Fungi, Ascomycota, Eurotiomycetes, Chaetothyriales, Herpotrichiellaceae. The record is from RefSeq and is a predicted model, not a curated record.